Molecule: messenger RNA, 664 nt
Organism: Danio aesculapii
Lineage: Eukaryota; Metazoa; Chordata; Actinopteri; Cypriniformes; Danionidae
Product: CMRF35-like molecule 1
Exons: 5
Coding region: 47-664 (205 amino acids)
Source: RefSeq, a predicted model, not a curated record
CGCAGUGACAUUACACAGAGAGCUGAAUUAUCUUUACACUCAUCUGAUGGUCAUCAUCAAGCAGGAGCUGAGCUUGACUAAGUAUGAAGGAGACGACGUGUCCAUCCAGUGCAGACAUCAUGAUGGAGAUCAGAAAAGCUUCUGCAAAGCACAUGAAGCCUCCACGUGUGUGAAGGAUGGAGAUUCAUUGGAGACCAUCAGAGAUGCUCGAUUCUCUAUCAGUGAUGAAGCGUCUGCUGGAGUCUUUACUGUCAACAUCACUGAUCUGAGAGCAGAUGACUCUGGAGUUUACUGGUGUGGAGCUCACGUCAUCACUAAAGUCAACCUCAGGGUUAAAAGGGGUUUCUCUCUGAUCAUCAUCAUCAUUAGUGUGUGUGUGAUUGUGCUGCUGAUCUGUGGAUUUACUCUGACUGUCUGUAAAUCAAGACACAAGAGAACAGCAAAAAACUCCACAUCAAAUAUAGUGAAAAACACAACGUCAUCAGACAGCAGACGUGAUCCUGGAUCAGCAGAAAUGAUCAGUCCUGAUGAAGGAUCUUCUGAUGGGCUUCUGUACGCAUCCGUCACUUUCCACAAGCAUCAAGAGUCUCUCAGUGAAGCUGCAGUCACCUUCAGGACAAGUCAGGUUUACUCUGAUUACACCACAGUCGUUUUACCACAGUAA